AUGUUACACCACAACACAAUACAACCCAAUACAUCAUACCACAACAUGACGCACACACAACAUAUAGCUUAUGACAUAUUAUCACAUCGCACCAUAACACAACACAGCACAUCACAACACAACACAAUAUAUCACAACACGACACAACAUAUUACACCACAACACAAUGCAACCCAAUACAUCAUACCACAACAUGACGCAGCACAUUACACCACAACACACACCAACCCAACACAACACAUCACAGCAUGUUACACCACAUUACACCACAACAUAGCACAACCCAACACACCACACCACAACAAGACAUAG
Molecule: messenger RNA, 312 nt
Organism: Penaeus indicus
Lineage: Eukaryota; Metazoa; Arthropoda; Malacostraca; Decapoda; Penaeidae
Exons: 2
Coding region: 1-312 (103 amino acids)
Source: RefSeq, a predicted model, not a curated record